This is a messenger RNA of Spizellomyces punctatus DAOM BR117, 3905 nucleotides long. RefSeq lists its product as uncharacterized. Bases 29 to 3751 code for a protein of 1240 amino acids. NCBI's taxonomy places the organism in Eukaryota, Fungi, Chytridiomycota, Chytridiomycetes, Spizellomycetales, Spizellomycetaceae. The transcript has 4 exons. The record is from RefSeq and is a predicted model, not a curated record.
UUCAGUGCCAUGUCCCCCCGCAACAAUAAUGUCCAGUAUUCAACUCCCCUCUCAACAAGUCACCACUCUCAUCCAAUCCUUUAUCCAGUCCCCCAAAAGCACUCCAAUCGCUCCCCUCCUAACACACCCAACCGUCCCCGACGCACUCAUCACGAUUCUAACCCCUCUCUUGCAAUCCCAUUUAGCAGCCGACCAGAUCCGUGCUGUGGAAGCCAUAACAGAGGUAUUACGACAUGCACAAGAUGACAUGUUCAGUGUGCUCUGUCGGUUGGCGUUUCAAAAGCUGGCGUUCAUGGAUAUCCAAGAUGGAGGGUCGGUGUCGUUGGCGGGGUACACCCACUGGCUCCGUAUAGUAGAAGACAUGAUCAUAUCCCAAACACCUAUGCAAGGAAUGGUAUGCGGGUUCCUCAUGUUGAAUUACCUUGCACGGUAUGCAGCCAUGCCAGACAAGAAUCCGCGGGCAUCCAAAACGCUUGCACCAGUGGAAUUACGAUUGGUGCAGCGCAUUGCGGAGGGGAACAAGACGGUUUUGUUGUGUCCUAUGGGAAUGAUUGGGGCCCAUGUUUUUGCCAUGUUUUGUCAGGAUGCGCGGCCGGUGGGGAAUUGGGGACCUGUGGAUAAUGUUCAGCAGUUUUUUAAUCUCUUUUUCAAUGUGGGGACGCUACCUCUUCCUCCGCCAAGCAGCGAUCCCAUUGUGGUCUUGGAUGAGGAAUCCGUUCGCGAGUGGAGGGAAACACUGUUAUCGUACAGCAUAUCGGACAUUGAGGGAAAAGUAUACUUUACGCCGUCGUGUUUGGCGCGGGAUGUGCUGUUUACCGAUUUGGUGUUUACAAACCGGACGAGAAUCCAACUACGGUAUGAGAACGGUCAAGCGUUUUUUGAAAAGACGUGUACAUCAAGUACCGAACAUCCUAUCCAUGACCAUUAUGACUGGCUCUGUACCUUGUCGAGACGACUUGUAUUGAGUGAUGAUGCGCGGGAUGCGUUUGCGGGGCGGUUGGCCAUGUACUGUGCGAUCCUCCAAGAUGCCUUUAUCCCAUACCUCUACCCUACUUGCUGUAAACCAAAUGUCAUAACGCGGACGGGUGUACACCGAUACGCAUGUGAUCCCGGGAACCCCAAUAUCAAAUCUCGUGUACACGAUCUGGCCAUGCAAGAGUUUUCGAGUGUGAUGGAUACUUUUUCCCAAGGGUGUGGACCUCUUGUUCAAACGCUUCGUGCAUACGUCCGUGCGACUCGACCGCAUCAGGUAUGGAGCUCGUGUACGCAGACAACGUGGAAAUGCCUUGGAAAACAGUUUAGAGAAUGGAAGGGGGCGCCAAGCGAGUGUCCGCUUGUUGUUGCCUAUAACGAGACUACCGCGAUGGGUACCACGGAUGGGCCGUAUGCGAUUCCGUGGCAUGUGUAUUUCCUGAACGCCGGUAUUGGGUCACUUGAUGCCCAAAUGUUUGUCACGUUGUGCAAGGACGAGAUCCGGGCGUUGCGUCUCCUCGAAGCAUUGCAAGUUCUCUGUGAGCGCGACAAGAUACAUGUGGACGCUGCAGAACAAAUGAUGCAACUGAUUCCCAAACAACACUCAUCACCUUUUGACACUGACAAACAGGACAUUAUACAUGUGGCCACGACCAUGAUGACGAAACUAUUGGACACGCAUGCAGACCGAUUCCGCCAUCUCGCACCCUACUGGAAACCCACCAACACCCUUCCCACACGUAAACGCAAACGAGGUAUUCCAGAUGACGGUUCAAAGGCACCCAUUAAAGGCAACCCUUUCAGCACGAGUGGAAUCCUAUCCACGCCUCCCAAGGACCCAUCCAUCCGAACCAAACUCUUGACCACAGCGGUGCAAGUCUGGACCCAAGCCGUACAUACCAUGACACCAGAAUCCAUUACCUACUACCUCACACCGCUCUGUAGUGGGCGGUACCCAGGCAAAGAAAAGUACAUGCUCGACCUUGUACUAGUGAAAUUCAUUGAAACGCAUCCAAUCCACGCGCCCACCAUCCUUCGUUUACUAUUAUCCCAGCUGAAACCGGAUACAUACCAUCGUCACGAGUCACCGUUUUAUGCCUUGGUGGAAGGACUCCAAACCAUGGAUGAUCAAAUCCGUAUCGUUAUAUUAAAAGGAUUUGCAACUGUUAUUGACCAUUGGACACGGUUUUGGAUAGAUUGUUUGAACGUGGUUUCAAAGCGGGUCAAAAACAGUGUAUGGGAAUGGGUCAUGGUCCAAGUGGACUAUCAACUUGGGAUUCAAAAAGGAGAGACGAGGAUGGAUGCUGUGGGAUUGGUCAAGAGAACGUGUGCUGCUGGCUAUAGUGGGUUAUUACCGUUUUUGCUUGGGAAUCAACAAGGGCUUUCCAAAAGGGUUUUGGUUGAUGGAAUGGAUGAGGUCGUUCUUGGAGUCUUUGGAGGAAAGUGCUUAAAGGAUUCUCUCGAGUUUUUGGUAAAGGUGCUUUCGGCGGAUGGGACUGUGAAUGGAGAGGAGAGCAUGAAGGUUCUUGAGAGGUUGUUUCAAAUAUUGGAAACAAAAAAAUCUGGGGAAUGGUUUGAAGAGUACUGGGUUGAACCCAUCCUAGAGAGCAUCCUAUCAAGUCCGUACACUCAAUCCACAGGCCACCUCCUCGCAUUCCAGCUUUUGCGACACCAUCCUCGCCUCUUCAUACCCCACACACCCCAAACCGGCCUCGCGAAAUGGGUGACAACACUCGACACAUACAAUGAUCCAGAACCCGUACUACAUAUAUGGCAUGAAGCCUGGGAGACCUGUCCAAUCGAAUGGAUGGAAUCCGUUAUAAGUGUCUUGCACCUCACAUCAGGACCUCUCAAAAACGGCCUAGAAAUCAUGGUACUCGAUUACAUCAACACGGACUCACGACUCUUGACUCGCAUCAUACCCAAAAUGGUUCAAGAUCCACCCGUAUUCCAAACUCUCUUUUGUCACCUCGUGCAACAUCAUCCCCGACAAACCAUUUCCUGUAUCGAGGCGAUCAUGACCCAUUCUGAGCAUAUCAUGACGUUAUUGGGAUACGCAUUCGAGGAUGUACGGUCCUAUAUCGUUCAUUCUGAAAUCAUCAUGCAAGGACUCGUGGAUUUAGUACAUACCCCAACCGUCCCAAAAACCUUGCUCAGUUUCUUGACCCGCUUGUAUGAGGACAGUAUCCCCGAUUUUCAUUGGCGGUUAUGGAGGGGUACGGUAUGGUCCAUCCGACUCCCCGAAUGGCAAGACUUUAUCAAACGUCUCGUACGAAGCGACCAUGAACCCCUUGUAAAAGAAAUCGUGUUUGACCUACUAGGUGAAUUAGAAUCCAACAACCCAACACCAACAACUCAAGAAAGCAUGUUACGAAUUCUUUUUAGUGUGUCAAACACAACACCCCUCUACGACCCUCUUUUCUGUUCAUUUGCAAAACGAUGGAUAAAACGCGGUGAACCCUUUUUAAACUUUAUAUCCCAAUUUCAUGUACGCCUUGAACCUGAGAUGUUAUCCCAUCUUUUUUCGGAUAUUUCGAGUGGACGUGCCAAGGUCCUGUUUAGGCUCUUGACAUCCCAUCAACACGUUCAAGAGAUUUGUCGGCGUGUUGAGAGGAUUGUACUUGGUUGUGUGGAUCCGGGGUGUGCGAGUGAGUAUCGGGAGGUUCUCAAAUUGGUGGUUGGGGAGGUUGGGAUUGGGUUUGUGCGUAGAGUUGUUGAGGGGUGUGAUGCGAGGGUUUACAUGGUUUUGAAUGACUUGCAAUUUUGGGAUGUAACCUAAUGGGAUGUGAUGAACGAGUUUUUGCUCCGUUGUGUGUGUCUCUGGAUGCAAAAAGUCAAUGAUACAGAGAGCAAUGACUGGACAUUGUGGUUGAUUCUAGUAGCAUCCAUGUGGAAAACAUUUACCCAUCAAAAACCUUUUUGAAAAAACUAGC